UUGGAAAAUCUAUCAUCAUCCUCAAGCUGGAAGUAUCUUUCUCAAAUACAGUCCCUUAAUUCUCUCAGCUUGCCAAAUAUGGAAAAUUUUCACAGAUUUCUCAUUGCAAUUUUUAGCAUCAGCUGCUUCAUAGUUUCCAACAACAUCGCCGACGCAACUUACACUGGCAUCACUAGGCACUACAAGUUUAAUGUUAAGCUCCAAAAUGUGACAAGAUUAUGCCACACCAAGAGCAUUGUGACGGUUAAUGGGCAGUUUCCAGGACCUCGCAUUGUUGCUCGAGAGGGUGAUCGACUUGUUAUCAAAGUUGUCAACCACGUCCAGAAUAACAUUACCAUUCAUUGGCACGGGAUCAGACAACUACGAAGUGGCUGGGCGGAUGGGCCGGCAUACAUAGCGCAAUGUCCCAUACAAACUGGGCAGACAUAUGUAUACAAUUUCACUGUAGUUGGACAGAGAGGCACACUUUGGUGGCACGCCCACAUUUCUUGGCUCCGAUCAACCCUUUAUGGACCUAUCAUUAUUCUCCCUAAGCGCGGUGUUCCAUACCCUUUUCCCCAACCCUAUAAGGAAGUUCCUAUAAUCUUUGGAGAAUGGUGGAAUGCAGAUCCUGAAGCCGUCAUUGCUCAAGCAUUGCAAACAGGAGGUGGUCCAAAUGUUUCGGAUGCCUACACCAUCAACGGCCUUCCCGGUCCAUUAUACAACUGCUCUGCUAGAGACACCUUCAUGCUGAGUGUUAAACCAGGCAAAACUUAUCUCCUCAGGAUAAUCAAUGCUGCACUCAAUGACGAACUCUUCUUUAGUAUUGCCAAUCACACUCUCACAACAGUGGAUGUUGACGCCAUCUAUGUCAAGCCCUUUGAGACAGAUACAAUCAUUAUAACUCCAGGCCAAACCACCAAUGUCCUCCUCAAAACCAAGCCCUAUCACCCUGAGGCCACCUUCCUUAUGAUGGCUCGGCCUUAUGUUACAGGAAAUGGAACUUUUGACAACUCCACUGUUGCCGGAAUCCUCCAAUAUCAACACCCAAAACCAUCCAUUUCAAUCAAGAAACUUCCUCUCUUCAAACCCACACUUCCAGCUCUAAGAGACACGUCUUUUGUUUCCAACUUCACCAACAAACUUAGAAGCCUAGCAAAUGCCCAAUACCCAGCUAAUGUACCAAAGAAUGUUGAUAAACACUUUUUCUUCACUGUGGGAUUAGGUACCAACCCAUGCCCUAAAAACCACACAUGUCAAGGUCCAACCAAUAAAACUAUGUUUGCUGCUUCGGUUAACAAUGUCUCCUUUGUCACGCCAACCAAAGCUCUCCUCCAGACUCACUUCAUACGGUCUCAUUCCCUCCACCAAUCACAACAGGUUUUCACCACCGACUUACCCUCCUCACCACUGAUACCCUUCAACUACACUGGCACACCGCCUAACAACACGAUGGUUAUGAAUGGAACAAAGGUGAUGGUGCUUCCAUUCAAUACCAGCGUGGAGCUGGUGAUGCAAGACACCAGCAUUCUUGGAGUAGAGACUCAUCCCCUUCACCUCCAUGGGUACAACUUCUUUGUAGUUGGUCAAGGCUUUGGAAACUUUGAUGCAAAAAAAGACCCUGCAAAGUACAACCUUGUUGACCCUGUUGAAAGAAACACUGUUGGUGUGCCUGUUGGCGGGUGGGUAGCCAUUCGUUUCCUUGCAGACAAUCCAGGAGUAUGGUUCAUGCACUGUCAUCUGGAAGUUCACACCAGCUGGGGAUUGAAGAUGGCCUGGGUGGUUGAAGAUGGAAAGCUGCCUAAUCAGAAGCUGCCACCCCCACCCUCAGAUCUUCCAAAGUGCUAACAAUGCUCCGAAAAUUUUGAUGUCUCCCUCAGAAAGUUUUCUCCCUGAUUUAUGUUCAACAAAUACCAGUGCCACUCAUGUAAUUUGUCAAACCCUUGUAGGAAAGAGUGGCCUGAAUAGCAAUAGAAAGUUUUUCUUUUAAUUUCCCAUUCUGCAUUAUUUCCCAUUCAAAUUUUCUUGUUUAAAGACGAAGACAAAGAUGUUGUAAACUUUGAAUCUCAUGCAUUUUUCAAGAGGAAAACAUCAAUAGUUCAACACUACAAAAGAUUAUUAAAAUAUCUGACACUGAA
Beta vulgaris subsp. vulgaris (sugar beet) is the source of this 2117-nucleotide messenger RNA. Its product is annotated as laccase-17. NCBI's taxonomy places the organism in Eukaryota, Viridiplantae, Streptophyta, Magnoliopsida, Caryophyllales, Amaranthaceae. The coding region runs from base 79 to 1827 and encodes 582 amino acids. The transcript has 6 exons. The record is from RefSeq and is a predicted model, not a curated record. Gene Ontology annotation, cellular component: apoplast. Gene Ontology annotation, molecular function: copper ion binding; hydroquinone:oxygen oxidoreductase activity. Gene Ontology annotation, biological process: lignin catabolic process.